Molecule: messenger RNA, 1496 nt
Organism: Saimiri boliviensis boliviensis (Bolivian squirrel monkey)
Lineage: Eukaryota; Metazoa; Chordata; Mammalia; Primates; Cebidae
Source: RefSeq, a predicted model, not a curated record
GAAGGACCGAGGCCUCCGGACGACGAGGAACCGCCCAGCAUGGCCUCGGAGAGCGGGAAGCUGUGGGGUGGCCGGUUUGUGGGUGCAGUGGACCCCAUCACGGAGAAGUUCAACGCAUCCAUCACCUACGACCGGCAGCUGUGGAAGGUGGAUGUUCAAGGCAGUAAAGCCUACAGCAGGGGCCUGGAGAAGGCAGGGCUCCUCACCAAGGCGGAGAUGGACCAGAUACUCCAUGGCCUAGACGAGGUAGCUGAGGAGUGGGCCCAGGGCACCUUCAAACUCAACCCCAAUGAUGAGGACAUCCACACAGCCAACGAGCGCCGGCUGAAGGAGCUCGUUGGCGAGACCGCAGGGAAGCUGCACGCGGGGCGCAGCCGGGACGACCAGGUGGUCACGGACCUCAGGCUGCGGUUGCGGCGGACCUGCCCCAUGCUCUCGGCUCUCUGGGAGCUCAUCAGGACCAUGGUGGAUCGGGCAGAGGCGGAAUGUGAUGUCCUCUUCCCAGGGUACACCCACCUGCAGAGGGCCCAACCCAUCCGCUGGAGCCACUGGAUUCUGAGCCACGCCGCGGCGCACCGAGACUCAGAGCGGCUGCCGGAGGUGCGGAAGCGGAUCUGUGUCCUGCCCCUGGGGAGCGGGGCCGUUGCAGGCAAUCCCCUGGGUGUGGACCGAGAGCUGCUCCGAGCAGAACUCAGCUUCGGGGCUGUCACUCUCAACAGCAUGGAUGCCACCGGCGAGCGUGACUUUGUGGCCGAGUUCUUGUUCUGGGCUUCGCUGUGUCUGACUCACCUUAGCGGGACGGCUGAGGACCUCAUCCUCUAUGGCACCCAGGAAUUCAGUGUCGUGCAGCUCUCGGAUGCCUACAGCACCAGAAGCAGCCUGAUGCCCCAGAAGAAAAACCCCGACAGCUUGGAGCUGAUCCGGAGCAAGGCUGGGCGUGUGUUUGGGCGGUGUGCCGGGCUCCUGAUGACCCUCAAGGGACUUCCCAGCACCUACAACAAAGACCUACAGGAGGACAAAGAAGCCGUGUUUGAAGUGUCAGACGCCACGAGUGCUGUGCUCCAGGUGGCCACUGGCGUCAUCUCUACGCUGCAGAUUCACCGAGAGAACACGGGACAGGCUCUCAGCCCCGACCUGCUGGCCACUGACCUCGCCUAUUACCUGGUCCGAAAAGGAAUGCCAUUCCGCCAGGCCCAAGAGGCCUCCGCGAAAGCUGUGUUCAUGGCUGAGACCAAGGGGGUCGCCCUCAACCAGCUGUCACUGCAGGAGCUGCAGAUCAUCAGCCCCCUGUUCUUGAGUGACGUGAACCGCGUGUGGGACCACGGGCACAGUGUGCAGCAGUACGGUGUCCUGGGCGGCAUUGCGCGCUCCAGCAUCGACUGGCAGAUCCGCCAGGUGCGGGCACUCCUGCGGGCACUCUUGCGGGCACAGCAGGCCUAGGUUCUUCUGCCCCUGCUCCCAAAUAAAGUGAGCAUGAGAGAAAAAAAAAAAAAAAA